UCAUAUCGACCAAUCAGGUUCGUGAAGGGUAGCUUUUUGAAAACGUUGGCGGCCACGGAACUUGAAAACAGUACGGCUGGACUUUCUCCAUUAAACCUUCAUACUACAGUUAUUCACUACGAUGCAGAAUAAGGAAAAUUAUAACCCUGGGGGUUUCCAAAGAACGUUUGCAAUUCCAAGCAUGGUGGCAGGACCACAGCGUGUUCAGGUGAAGCCACGAGCAGAGAUGGACAGAAAUGCUAUCACAGGCCCUGGAAAAGAAUGUGUAGCCUCCAGUUCUGCCUCAAAGAAAAUAUCCAUUGAUGACUUUGACAUCGGUCGACCACUGGGCAAGGGCAAAUUUGGCAAUGUCUAUCUUGCAAGGGCGAAGAAGCUGCAAGCCAUUGUAGCACUCAAGGUGUUGUUCAAGUCACAGAUGGAAAAGGAGGGCGUGGAGCAUCAACUCAGGAGGGAAAUUGAGAUUCAGGCACAUCUGAAGCAUCCCAACAUCUUGCGCUUCUACAAUUAUUUUCAUGAUCGAAAGAGGGUCUUCUUGGUGCUUGAGUACGCCCCACGUGGUGAGAUGUACAAGGAGCUACAGAGAUGUGGAAGAUUUGAUGACCAGCGCACUGCCACUUACAUGGAGGAGAUAUCUGAUGCACUUUUGUACUGCCAUGAGCAGAAAGUGAUUCAUCGUGACAUCAAGCCGGAGAACCUGCUUCUCGGCUACCGUGGAGAGCUGAAAAUUGCUGAUUUUGGUUGGUCUGUCCAUGCACCAUCUCUAAGACGUCGCACAAUGUGUGGGACACUGGACUACCUCCCCCCAGAGAUGAUUGAGGGCCACACCCACAGUGAGAAAGUGGACCUGUGGUGCAUCGGGGUCCUCUGCUACGAAUGCUUGAUCGGCAACCCACCUUUUGAAACUGCCAGUCAUUCAGAAACCUACAAAAGAAUUAUGAAGGUGGAUUUGAAGUUUCCCAGAACCAUCUCAGAUGGUGCACGGGACCUGGUGUCCAAACUGCUCCGCCACAAUCCCACCGACCGUCUCUCACUACAGAGUGUCAUUGACCACCCGUGGGUGCGCUCCAACUCACGCCGAGUCCUACCUCCCACCUGCCCUGCCAAGAAAUCCUGAGCCCACUUGGCCUGCUUGCUUAUCACCCACUGAGGGGUGUUUUUUAAAUCUGUCCUUCACAACAGACUUGGGGCCAGCAUGUUUCAGUUUCACUGCCAUGGGCUUCAAACUGCCAUUAUUCUGGCACAUUUUAUGAAGGGUAUAAAUGCAUACCCACUUUUUUAUAUUGUACAGUGUGCUGUCAUUAUCUAUGUCUAGUAUGUUGCCUAGAGGUGUUUUUACUGUCCUUUCUUUCCAAAAACUUUUAAAAAUGGACACAGCUCUAUUUUGGAUUUCUGUAUCUGGUGGUGUUGACACCAAAGUACUACUGUUGGAACAGCCUAAUGCUGAAUAUAUAUUCUCAAAUAGUUUAAGGUGUUUUAAGGGUUGGGGUGAAAAGCAUGUUAUUUUCCCUCAACUGUACUUUAAAUUUCUAAUAAAUAUUAUAAAAUAA
Messenger RNA from Larimichthys crocea (large yellow croaker), 1547 nucleotides. It is a transcript of the gene aurkb, whose product is annotated as aurora kinase B. Lineage: Eukaryota; Metazoa; Chordata; Actinopteri; Sciaenidae. Gene Ontology annotation, biological process: protein phosphorylation. Gene Ontology annotation, molecular function: protein kinase activity; ATP binding. Bases 122 to 1114 code for a protein of 330 amino acids. The transcript has 9 exons. The record is from RefSeq and is a predicted model, not a curated record.